Molecule: messenger RNA, 1008 nt
Organism: Erinaceus europaeus (western European hedgehog)
Lineage: Eukaryota; Metazoa; Chordata; Mammalia; Eulipotyphla; Erinaceidae
Gene: SPC25
Product: SPC25 component of NDC80 kinetochore complex
Exons: 7
Coding region: 157-837 (226 amino acids)
Biological process (GO): chromosome segregation
Cellular component (GO): Ndc80 complex
Source: RefSeq, a predicted model, not a curated record
CGGGAGGCGGAAGGCGCCCUAUUUUGAAAUCGGAAAGUUGGCGUAGCUGCGCGAUAGAUUCUAGAUCUGCGACCUUUUGUUUCCAGGGCCUGGCUCACGUCUUUUGCCUGCAAGUUGGCGAAGCUUAGGCUUGCGGGAGAAGUAUCCAUUAACAAAAUGGUUGAGGAUGAGCUAGCACUGUUUGAUAAAAGCAUAAAUGAAUUUUGGAAUAAAUUCAAAGGCACUGUCAGUGACACCUCCUUUCAGAUGGUGGGACUAAGAGAUACCUACAAGGAUUCCAUUAAAAUAUUUACAGAAAAGUUGUCUCUGAAAUUAAAAGAAGAAGAGCAAAUGGCUGAGAAGUUUCUGGAGUAUCAAAAUCAGAUCUGCAAGCAGAAUAAACUCAUUGAAGAAAAAAAGGAUGAUUUGUUAAAGCUGAUUGCUGAAGUAAAAGAGAAAAGGCAGGAACUGACAUCACUAAGUGCGAAAAUCCAGGAUCUCAAGGAAGAAUAUGCUAAGAAGAAGGAAAUUAUUUCUACUGCUAACAAAGCUAAUGAAGAGAGGUUGAAAAGGCUGCAGUUAUCUGUAGAUCUGUUUAAAGACCGACUUGGACUAGAAAUCCGAAAAAUAUAUGGUGAUAAAUUGCAGUUCAUAUUCACUAAUAUUGACCCUAAGAACCCCGAGAGGCCAUUUAUGUUUUCUCUGUGUCUAGAUGAAGAAAAGAACUAUCAAGUGUCUGACAGUGCUCCUCAUCUUGAGUGCCUAGCAGACUUCCAAGAGAAACUGAGGAAGACCAAAAAUUUCUCGGCUUUUCUUGCCAAUGUUCGAAAAGCUUUUACUGCUGUGGUUUAUAACUAAUGUAUAAGUGGUAUAUAGAAAAUUUAUUUUUCUUCUUUGCCUUACGUCUUUUUGAAAAAGUUCUCAUUUUUCACUUUUUUUUUUUUUUUAUAACCGUUUUGUAUAUUUGUAACAUGUUUAUGUGGUGUGUUUCUUUAAAAUGCUCUAAUUAAAUUUCAGGAAGAAAAUGUA